Bactrocera tryoni is the source of this 653-nucleotide messenger RNA. Its product is annotated as ADP-ribosylation factor 1-like. The coding region runs from base 13 to 597 and encodes 194 amino acids. The transcript has a single exon. Lineage: Eukaryota; Metazoa; Arthropoda; Insecta; Diptera; Tephritidae. Gene Ontology annotation, cellular component: cytoplasm. Gene Ontology annotation, molecular function: GTPase activity; GTP binding. The record is from RefSeq and is a predicted model, not a curated record.
CAGACACGAAAAAUGCUAAGUAAAAGCAAAAUCGUGUGUUUGUACAAUUUAUUAUAUAUUUUAACAAUGGUGUCGGCAUCAAAAUUGCCGAAAGAGGAAAACCCAACUCAAAUUUACCUCUUGGGAUUAAAUGACGCUGGAAAAACUGCAAUUUUCAACAGUUUAUUAGGUAGAAACUUUACUUUAUCUCAACCAACAGUCGGUUUUAAUUUAGAGGAAGUAAGAUAUAAGGAUUUGAGCUUUUUUUUAUGGGAUCUUGGAGGUCAAUGUAGAUUAAGGUCAUUAUGGAAGCAUUUUCUAACUGGAAAUACGAAUGGUAUAAUAUUCGUAGUGGAUGCAGCAGCUGGAAAAGAGCGGUUAAAACUGGCGUCAAAAGAGCUGCACGAAACACUUCGAAAGGCUAUUAUACCCGAAGAACUGUUCCUAUUGGUUUUGGCGAAUAAGCAGGAUAUGGAUGACAAACUAAGUGCAGCAGAAAUAGUAGAUGGUCUAAAAUUAGUGGGAUUAAAAUAUGAAUGGGAGCUGUUGGAGACCUCGGCAAAGCAUAAUACCGGUAUUAUUGAGUCUUUGGAGUGCCUACAUCGAGAAUUUAACUAAAAUCAAAAAUCAAACAAAAUUUAAAUAUAUGUUUAUUAAUAUGUAUAUGUGUAAAA